Cherax quadricarinatus is the source of this 3206-nucleotide messenger RNA. NCBI's taxonomy places the organism in Eukaryota, Metazoa, Arthropoda, Malacostraca, Decapoda, Parastacidae. The record is from RefSeq and is a predicted model, not a curated record.
AUUCCUUUUGCUGAGAUGGAUUUUCUUCAAUUUGCAGCAUUCUGUUUGUUUAUGGGUCUUUUGAUGGUGAUGUUUAGUGUGCUGCGGGCAGCAAAUGUGCUACACCACAAUCUCCUGCGAAAUAUCAUUUGUCUUCCCAUGAGUUUCUUCGACACCAAUCCGAGUGGACGCAUCAUCAACCGCUUCAGCAAGGAGAUCAACGUACUUGAUUAUAUACUGCCGUUAACACUCCGUGCCUUUGUCAGCAUUAUUUCCACGGUGGUGAUGACAAUGGUGGUGAUUAUAGCAGCUACACCCAUUGCCUCUGUCUUCAUCUUGCCCAUCAUGUGUCUAUACUGCUUCAUCCAACACGUGUUCGUGGCCACCUCUCGCCAGCUCAAAAGGAUCGAGUCUGUCACAAAGUCUCCCAUCUUCUCCCAUUUCAGUGAGAGCAUACAGGGUGCAUCAAUAAUCAGAGCCUACAAAAAACAGGACAAAUUCUUCAAAGAGUCAUUGAAGCUGUUAGAGAACAGCCAGAAAUCUCUCUAUGCCAACAUUGCUGUUAAUAGGUGGCUUGGCGUACACUUGGAGACUAUAGGCAACCUCAUCACCUUCUCAGCAGCUAUCUUGGGUGUAGCUGGACGAGACUCUAUCAGCCCUGGAAUUGUUGGUCUGUCUGUCACUUAUGCUCUUAAUGUGACAUCUCAGCUUAACUGGUUAGUGCGCGUUGUGUCAGACUUCGAGGCUAACAUUGUGUCAGUGGAGAGGAUUGAUCAGUAUAUACAGUUAGAGAAGGAGGCUGCAUGGCAGGUGGCGAAGAAGCCAUCGUCUUCAUGGCCAGCAGAGGGACGCAUCACCUUCCAUAAUUACGAGACCCGCUACAGGCCUGGGCUUGAUCUUGUUCUCAAGGGUAUUUCUUGCUCCUUCAAGCCUGCUGAGAAGGUGGGAAUUGUAGGCAGGACUGGAGCAGGAAAAUCCUCGCUCACCUUGGCCCUCUUCCGCCUCAUAGAAGCCGCCGGAGGUUACAUAGACAUUGAUGGCAUCAACAUUGCCAAGAUUGGUCUUCAUGACUUAAGAGGUCACAUCAGCAUUAUACCUCAGGACCCAGUGCUGUUCAGUGGCACACUGCGGAUGAACCUGGACCCCUUUGGUGUACAUAGUGAUGCAGAACUCUGGAAAGUCCUGGAACUAGCGCACCUCAAGCAAUACAUCGCCAGUCAGCCACAUGGGCUUAACAACAUUGUUGAUGAGGAUGGUUCCAACUUCAGUGUGGGUCAGAGACAGCUGGUGUGCCUGGCUAGAGCUUUGCUACGCAACUCUCGUGUGUUAGUGUUGGAUGAGGCCACUGCAGCCGUCGACCUGGAGACUGACCAGCUCAUCCAGAACACAAUUCGGUCACAGUUUGCUGACUGCACAGUUCUUACUAUAGCCCACCGCCUCAACACAAUAAUGGAUUAUGACAGGGUGAUGGUGCUGCAGGCAGGCACUGUAGCAGAAUUUGAUACCCCUGCUGCACUCCUCAGCCAGACCCACUCAAUUUUCUACAACAUGUUGAAGGAUGCAGGUCUUGUCUAGCCCAGCUGCUGAUGCUUGUAGAUACUACAUAUCAUAUAUACCCGAGUAUAGAUCGAGAUUUUAAGACCACAUUAUUAAGCAAAAAGUAAGGGGUUGACCUAUUCACAUCACUCAAAUGUUUGUCCAGCCUACUGGUUUAAACUUCAGUAAACCUAUUAAUUUAUGCUCUGUAGGCUGUACUCAAAUGCAAACCUUCUUGUUCAUAAAUUUUUCCAACCUGUUUAUAAAAUUACCCAAAGUGUAGUGCUAUUUUUACAUUUUCAGAGCUUGUUUUCAGGUUAAAAAUUCAAACAAAUCUUAUCCUAUCUUAAAAUAUAUUUGCAUCAGAACCAUUUGACCCUUUGAAAGUCCCUCAAAAACUAGGGUAAACCUAUAAGUGAGAUAUAUGAAAAAUUAUGGAUUUUUUGGCAUAAAAACUCAGGUAUUAAUUUAUACACUCUGUUGGGUUUAUACUGGAGUAUAUAUAGUAUAUAAAAUAGGUUGCAGUAUGUGUAAAAUUAAAUACAGUACUGUAUAUAGAUACGUACACUGUUAAUGUAACACUCACAAAUCUAAUAAUUCACUGAUUAUACAGAAGCACUAAACCCAUAAGGUUAUCAAGUUUUUCGGGAAUACGAGCUAAUCGGUUUGACUCAAGGAAGUGGAGGGUAAAUCUAAUUCCAUAAGUCAAAAGAUCUUUGCUGGCAUUAAGGCACUCCCCUUGAAGCAAUAAUUCAAUGUAAAUAUAUGUCUUAACUGUAUGUUAAAAGAAAUAUAAAAAACAACUGGUUUGCAGCUUAAAACUGAAGUAAAAUGCUAUAAUUUUAAUAUUAGUAAUUUUGUUCUUCAAACACUUGUUGAUUGAGCUCUUAAUAAAAGCCUAUAAUCUGGUUGACAUUGCAAUUGAAGCCAAUUUAAGCAACAUUUUUUUUAAAUUGAGAACAUUUAGGCACAUUAUACAUAGGGUUUCAUCUUUAUUGUAGUCUAAUAUACUCUGAUGUGUUCAUAUAUCUCUGUCCACUUGGCUCCUGCUGCUGUUGCUGCUGACAGUAAAAUAACCAGUCUUUUUUUUUACCAAAUUGAUCUGGAAUAUAAAGCUUCAAGAAAUUAUCUUUUUAUUUCCCAUAUUUCACUCUUAUACAUUGUUUAUUUAGUCCUUUAACUGUGUCCAACGUACUAGUAUGUAGGUGCUGGUACUGUCUGACUUACUAGUAUGCACCAUUUUUCAUGCCCACAAAUCUGGCACCUGCCAGUUGUUUGACUUCACUACUCAUACAUUUGAAAAAAUCUAAGGCCAGCAGGAUCCACAUGAUGUAUCAUGGUUAAUUACUCAGAGGAUGACUGUAUGUUCGACUUACUAGUAUGCCUCACGAGUAAGAGUAAACAAAAAUGCCAGGAGCUGUUGUUUCACCACCAGUCUCCUCACCAGCAAACAGCAUAUGCAGGUGGUUCAGAGAUGAUGUACUCAGUCCAAAUUUAUUACAAUUUCAUGGUACUAACAGUGGAAUUCAGCCACAAAACCCAGGAUAACCCAGUAAAGUCAAUGUGAAUAAAUUCCAUGUUUCGAUGAGUAAUACACAUUCUGAAAUAAUUGUAAUAUUAUAAGUAUUCAUUAUACAUCCCCUUAGAAGAUCAAAAUAGUAUAAAAAUAUAAUAAAAAUAAUUAUAAAGUA